AUGGCUAGCUCAGUGUUUGUCAAAGUUACAUUGUUAGCUAUGACAUGCAUGAUUUUGGGUACUCCCUUAGCUAAUGCAGCUCUUUCAUGUGGUCAGAUACAACUCACUAUAGCACCAUGCAUUGGGUACCUUAGGUCGCCAAGUCCAUCUGUCCCUGCUCCAUGUUGCAAUGGAGUUAGAAGUGUUAACAACAAAGCUAAAACUACUCCUGAUCGUCAAGAUGCUUGCAGGUGCCUCGAAUCCACUAUCAACAGCCUACCUGGACUCAAUCUUCCAGCUCUUGCUGCCCUUCCAGCCAAGUGUGGUGUCAACUUGCCCUUCAAAAUUAGUUCCUCCAUUGACUGCAACACAGUGAAGAACUGA
Messenger RNA from Vicia faba (fava bean), 363 nucleotides. Lineage: Eukaryota; Viridiplantae; Streptophyta; Magnoliopsida; Fabales; Fabaceae. The record is from the annotation of a GenBank genome assembly.